AAUUUAUCUCGCAAAGUUUAUCACGCAACAAUUCGGUAGGAAGAGAGAAGCACCAACAUUAAAAAUAAUUUCUUUGACAGAGCUAUAGCCUAAUCCAGAUUUCGAAGUCUCCGGUUUUUCCAAAUUUAGAACCAUGAUCUCUUUCGCAUACUCCAGAGACAUUUCUUGAGUGACAGUAUGAAUGUAUCGAUGAAUGAUUUACAAGAAGUGGAAACCGAUUCACUUCCUAAAAUCGAGCAGAUAGUGGAAGGAUGCAUCUUGACAAUCAUAUCACUGGGAGCCAUUCUUGGAAAUACAACUAUGUGGAUUAUAAUUUGUAGAAAUCGGGACCUGAGAACUAUCACCAAUACGUUCAUUCUAAGUCUGACCACAGCGGACCUCUUUGUGGCCGUAAUUAAUAUACCAGUGACGGUACUAAGUCUAUUUCAUGGCAAUUGGCCCUGGAGUGAGAGUGUCUGUCAAUUCUUUGGUUUUACAAACAUGCUUACUUUAGUGACAAGUGUCAUGUCUUUAUGUAAUAUCAGUAUUAACAGGUAUGUUAUGGUCUGUAAACCCGUCUACUUUAAAAGAAUCUACACAAAGAGAAAUGCUGCUCUAAUGAUUUCGGGUUGUGUUUUAAUCUCAAUGUUCCUGUCGAGUUUUCCGAUCUUUGGCUGGGCAGAAUAUGCGUUUAUAAAGACACAGAUGUUUUGUUUUUGUGACUGGACUAAGGCGCCAUCUUAUGCUUUCUUCAUGAUUUCUGUUUGUUUUGGAAUUCCAUUUGGUGUUAUGACAGUAUGUAACGCCUUUAUAUUUAGAACAGUCAGAGCGAGCAAACGUCGUGUAACAGCAGCCUCUAGUAAUCAGGGUUCCUCUAAAGUUGAUGAGCAAGAACUUAAUUCAAGCACUCCAAAUACAGUGACAAAAGAUGACGUAUCAAAACCUCAUGACGUCACAAUAUAUAUUAACGAUCGAUCUUCCUUUCAUCAAAGCGAAAGCAAUCGUGCAGAAUGUCAAUCAAGUCCCAACACUAAUAAUAAUGGGAAAUACUUAAACAGAAAGAAUACGACCUUGACCAACAUGAGUAAGAAAAAGUCAAGGACGGGUAAAUCAAGGACAGAAGAGGUACGACUAGCGAUGGUUCUAGCUAUUGUGGUACUUUUAUUUGUUAUAUCAUGGCUUCCUUAUUGUGUAAGCAUGUUGCUGGAAAUUUUUGCUAAAGACAAGGUUCAUAGUGGGUUUCAUAUGGCCACGAUCAUGUUGGGUUAUUCAAACAGUGCUAUUAAUCCCAUUGUGUAUGGAGUGAUGAACAAGAAGUUUGGAGAUGGGUUCAGACGUCUUCUAUGCUGUUGUCAGAAGUUUUAAUU
Molecule: messenger RNA, 1346 nt
Organism: Saccostrea echinata
Lineage: Eukaryota; Metazoa; Mollusca; Bivalvia; Ostreida; Ostreidae
Product: D(2)-like dopamine receptor
Exons: 2
Coding region: 178-1344 (388 amino acids)
Biological process (GO): G protein-coupled receptor signaling pathway
Cellular component (GO): membrane
Molecular function (GO): G protein-coupled receptor activity
Source: RefSeq, a predicted model, not a curated record